AUGCCCAUGAUACAGAGUCGAAAGCUUUUUCAAAAUCUACCAAAAGCAGGAGACCUGACAACGAAAGAUAAAACUACCAGCGAUAAACAUAAAACUUUCACUAAAGCUAUCGGCAGAUUCAUCGUUAAAGAUCUCCGACCUUUCAGCAUCGUGUCAAACGAAGGUUUCAAAGAUAUGAUUAAACAACUUGAUCCCAAGUCCGAGUUACCAUCACGCACUUAUUUCGCUGAAACUGUCGUACCUAACAUGUACCAGGAAUGUCGCGCUUAUGUUAUUUCUAGUCUCAAGAAUGUCCCACCCGCAAUCUACGCUGUACUAGUGGCUAAAGAAAUUCGUAGCAAUGUGAAUGACAUUUCAACAUUAUCUGAGGCAGAUAUCACGAUAGCAGAGGACAUUGUGGCGUGCCUUUCACUGAAAGCAAUUACAACUGUUUUAUACACAGAGAAGAUGCCUACUGUAUCUAUCAUUCUUCCACUCCAGAAGAAAUUGUUGACAAGUGUUCUGGUUUCUAAAGAGAUGGAUUCUGAUGUUAUUAAACAGAUGAAGAAUGCCAUGGCUUCUGAUCUGGAUAGCAGACUUGCUACCGAAGCAGCUAGUUUGAAGCCACAACCUCAGUUACCUGUAUCUUUGAAGGUGGAACAGAGCACAUCAACCCCAACAGUUACUGACCUACCGGCGUUACCAGACUUGCCAGAUGUUGAAUCAACUGAUUUACAGUCCGAUGUCAACCUAGUAGAUGAUGUCAAGUUUGUCACUGCAAUCACGACAAAGAUUACUAGUGACCUCACUACUCAGUCUGGUUGUGCUAGUGGUGGUUUAGCCUCCAUUUUGGGUGAUGUUGCUUUUAUAAAGGAGGUGUUACCCCAGAAAUCCAAUUUAGAACAGGCUAUAUUUGAGAUUGAUGUGUUCAAGGGACAGGCACUAAUACCAGUGUCAGAAGACUCAUUGAUAUGGUGGAAAGGACACCAAUGGCAGUUUCCCCUUCUCUCCCAGUUAGCAAGGAAACGGCUGUGUAUUCCAGCGACCUCGGUACCAUCCGAGCUAGCCCGAGUACUCUGA
Molecule: messenger RNA, 1059 nt
Organism: Gigantopelta aegis
Lineage: Eukaryota; Metazoa; Mollusca; Gastropoda; Neomphalida; Peltospiridae
Exons: 5
Coding region: 1-1059 (352 amino acids)
Molecular function (GO): protein dimerization activity
Source: RefSeq, a predicted model, not a curated record